Molecule: messenger RNA, 2621 nt
Organism: Neurospora crassa OR74A
Lineage: Eukaryota; Fungi; Ascomycota; Sordariomycetes; Sordariales; Sordariaceae
Exons: 4
Coding region: 814-2142 (442 amino acids)
Source: RefSeq, a predicted model, not a curated record
UGGGAAAGUAGCUCCAACUCCACCAUCCGGGUACUCUCAUGGAUAUCGCAUCCUCUCGCUUGAACCGGAGACAUCCCCACGCUGGCUCAAACCAAUUACAUUACAUUCUGGAAGGGGGCCUACGCGCUGAACAUUUCAACGGGGCUUGCAGAAGAUAAUUGGCCAGGACAGCAUGGCGAUACACUUUGAGUGAGAGGAUACGGUAUUCCAUCUUCAUUUUUGAGGUAGCAAGGUUGAGGAUUGCGUGUGAAGACCGCAGCAGACUUUACAUACCUAACAUCGGUACUGAGUUUCCAGAAGACCAACUCCCCUUGCCUUGAGCCCCCACACGUUUUUCGGGUGCACUUUCCUGUAAUUCAAGCUAAACUGACUACGUAUUAGUAGGGAGAGAAGAAAAAGCACACAUGCGGUUCUCUUCCUGCCUGCCAUAUCACAAACACUCAUCUAGAACAACGGCAUACACCCUGGACACCCGGCAGUCCCUCCUCAUCACCACCCAGUCGCAUUAAUGGCUCCGUGGCGAGGGCAAGCCGAUUUCCACCCAACUGGGCGUUUAGGAUACCGAAACCCGAAGCACUCUCCUUUCUUAUUCCUGACGUUCAUUGUUGGUCAUCACGAUUAAGGCAUUUGAUGUCUUUUUUUCAGUAUUAAAUCCAUUCCUCCGGCACGGUGGCUUGUGCAUGUCAUGUCCCGGUCUUCUCAACGCACUGCUUCUUUCUACUUUUUUUUUUUUUGGGUUGCCAUUCUUUGUUUACUUACCCCCUAAGAAAACAACAGUACCCACCAGCCGAAAACGACUAGUAACCUCACAUCAUGGCAAUGGGAGGUGAGGGCCCCGGGGCCAUAACCGUGAUGUGGGUUAUGGUCGCACUUACUGCACUUUGCGUCAGCCUACGAUUAUACGUUCGUAUGUUGCUUGUGGCGAAUACGGGUUAUGAUGAUCAUGUUUAUGUUCUUGCGUUUAUAUUACUCGUCGGCUACACAAUCUGCUGUACCAUAGCAGCCCACUAUGGUUUUGGGCAAAACAUGUGGGACAUCCCACCGGAAGAUGUCCCCGGCGCCAUCAUGUGGGAGGCUAUCGGCCAGUGCUUCGCCGUUAUCGGCAUGGCUUUGGCAAAAUGGUCGUUGGGACUCUUCCUGUUGCGCCUGGUCACCCAGACAUGGCACAAAGUUAGCAUCUGGCUUAUGAUGGGAUCGCUUAUGGGCGCUUCAAUCUCCGUCUGCUUUGUCUUUAUGCUUCAGUGCUCGCCGCCGGCGUAUCUCUGGGAUCGGUCGAUUCCUGGGGGUCAUUGUGAUCUGAAUGCUACACCAGUUUCUUUGACGCUUACUACCCUCUGUGUCAUUGCCGAUUUCUUCUUCGCUCUCAUGCCUUGGAUCUUUCUCUGGAAACUCAACAUGAAUCAACGAGAAAAGAUGAUCAUCGCCAUCAGCAUGAGUUUAGGUGUCAUCGCCGGAGCCUGCGGUAUAAAACGCACUCUCCAAGUCCCCAACCUCUCCACAAACAACUACUCGCACGACACGGUCGGCCUGAUUGUCUGGUCCUCGGCCGAGAUCGCCAUCACCAUGAUCUGCAUCGGCAUUCCCGUGUGUCGACCACUCUACAAGUCCUUCUUUGAAAAAAUCAUCUCCUCCCGUAACGGUAGCGGGGGGUACCAAAAACAACAGAGCGGCGGGGCCAGUCAAAGCCUGGGUCUGCGCACGAUCGGUGGCGGCGUCAUCCCUGGCAGGUCUGGGGGGCAUGAUAGCAAGAACAAGUCCAGACCGGGUAGGGAUGAUGAGUCGGAUGAGUUUGAACUACAGAGAGAGAGAACGAUGCCGGAGAGUAGUGGGAGUGAUGGGCUUGGACUUCAUGGACCUGCUGGAACAGGGCAGAGUCCAUUCAAUGAUGCGAAUGCGAUUUCUGGUUCCUCGGCGACGGUAGCGGUAGGACGAGUGGGUGGGAUGGAUAACAGAAGUGAGGAGUCAAUUUUGGGCGAAGAGUAUCGGAGAGGACAUGGAAAGAGCAAUGGUGACUUGGAGAGGGGGGAGGGUCCUGGUCCCGGACAAGCACAAGGAGCAGGACACUGGGGAAAUAAAAGAAGCUCGGGAGGAAAGGGGGCGGUGAUCCAGGUUACGGAGGAGUGGCAUGUCACGAGGGAGUGAGUGACUGGACCUGACUUGCGCUGGGUAUUAUUGUCCGUUUCUUGGAUGUUGUUAUGGCGCCGGUGAUAACAAGGAUGGCGUUUUGUUUGGGCGAUUGGACAUGAAAAAGAUGGAAAGAUGUGUUGCAUCACUGCGAUCAAAGUUUUGUUCUGGGACACAGAUACCUUUGGGGUUGGCUAUUUGUUUUGUUCUGCUCUUUCCUUUGUCUUCUCUUCCUUCUUCCUCUUCUUUUUCAAUUUCCUUUGUACGUUCAAAGAGUCUACAUACUCCGUGCUUCUGUUUCAAGCUCCGGAUCUCGAUCGUCCCCAACCAACAAGAAAGGAUCACAUAUGCUAACGGGAUCGACUGAAAAUCCUCCCUAAAUAAAGGCGAAUUUCAGCUCUGUCACUCGGCGAUUGCGAGCCUUAACGUUUUUCAAUGACCAAGACUUAUCAUAUGAAGUAUCAAACGUGGUUGGACUGAAUAGAAAUGCAUCCCGG